Molecule: messenger RNA, 1321 nt
Organism: Drosophila ananassae
Lineage: Eukaryota; Metazoa; Arthropoda; Insecta; Diptera; Drosophilidae
Product: ERC protein 2
Exons: 4
Coding region: 225-1244 (339 amino acids)
Source: RefSeq, a predicted model, not a curated record
AAAAUUCCAAUCUCGGGGUAUCACUUAAUAGAACCUCACUAUAUACCCAGUCCUUUUCCCAACUCAACUCGUUAACAAAUUCAGUAAGGAAUGUGAUUUUUUUUGAAACUUUUGUAACACGCUUCGAGAAAACCCGAACACGUCUCUAAAAUUAUAGUUUAGUUAUCUCAUCUCAUACGAAAUUGGCGGAUUAGCAGUAUCUGAUCACUCGCCCGAUUUGGAAAAUGGACGGCGAAAAGAAUGCGGUGAUUGAGUGCCAGUGCGAGAGCUACCCGGACAUGCACCUGAAGGGAAUGCUGCCGAAGCCGGAGCUCUGGACCACGGAUGUCCAGCGGAAGACUGUGUCCAGCAUGAAGGUGUUCACCACCAUAAUGCUGCACGCCUGGCGGCAGAGGCGCGAGGAGGUCCGUCACUUGCAGAAAGUUGUCCAAACCCUGCACACACGAUCCAUGAAGACUAGGAAUAAAUUACACGUUUGCGACACACUGAUACGAGUAGAACAGAAACGAAACAGUGAACUUCAACUACAACUGAAACAAUCCACCUUGGACAUCAACCAGGUCCGCACAUCCUGCGAAUCCCUUGCCUCGACCGUCCACGACCUCACCGCCGAUAAGAUGCAACUCCAGACGAACCUGCACCAGCGCGAAAAGGAAUACGCAGAGCUGGAGGAGAUUUCCAACCAGACCAAGAGGGAGCUCUUUGGCUCCCUGAUGCAGCAACGCAACCUGCAGCACGAGCUGUGCGACCGCCAGCGUGUCGCCCAGAAGCUGCAGAGCGAGAAUGAGCAGCUGAUCAGCGAGGUGGUCAUCAUGGAGGGCAAGGAGGCCAAGACCAAGAAGGCGCAGGAGUGGUAUCAGCGGGAAAUGGCCCGCAAGGACGAACUAAUUCGGACCAUGAACGGGGAGAUUGCUUCAUUAGUAGAGAAAGUGCGAACGUUGGCAGACCAAAAUCGUGAACUGGAAAAGCUACGGGAGGGAAAGGAAAAGAUAGAUGCCUUGGUCUCGGAACUCAGUGAGAAGAUCCAGUCGCUCCAAACCAACGUCCCGGCUCCAGCCUCUAGUUCCAGCUUCUUUAGUUUUCGGGAAUCGACGACCCCCAACGGCAGUCAAGUGGGGACGCAACAAAUGAUGUGCCCCUCAAGGUAUGAGAUUUGGACGAGGCUCCGCAACUCGGCGGCCAGGGUGUUCUACCUCUUCUGGUUUACCCUGCUGCCGGUAUGCCCCAUUUCGUACCCCCAUUAGAUUUACCAUGCUUUUAGUUAGGUAAUAAGAAGAACAUCAUUUUUAUUCGUCUAUUAAAAAAACUUUAUAAAAAGAAA